Messenger RNA from Condylura cristata (star-nosed mole), 2099 nucleotides. It is a transcript of the gene TRAF3IP2, whose product is annotated as TRAF3 interacting protein 2. Gene Ontology annotation, biological process: positive regulation of canonical NF-kappaB signal transduction; humoral immune response. The coding region runs from base 87 to 1748 and encodes 553 amino acids. The record is from RefSeq and is a predicted model, not a curated record. The transcript has 9 exons. Lineage: Eukaryota; Metazoa; Chordata; Mammalia; Eulipotyphla; Talpidae.
GACCCAAGGCGGAGUGACGGAGAAGUAGGGAGAGGACCACCCAGUUGGCCCCUUCUGUCUGUCCGUGUUGGUUUUAAGAAACUAGAAUGAAUCGGAGCAUUCCUGUGGAGGUUGAUGAGUCAGAACCAUACCCAAGUCAGUUACCAAACCCAGAACAUUGCCUGGAAGUGGAAUCAGAGCCACCUGCUCCAAAUAUAAGGAACAUGGCACCCAGAAGCACAUCUGUACUCCAAGCUUCUCACUAUUCCCCAGGAGACUUUUCUCAGGCUCAUCCACCCCUGAGACUUUCAAACCACCAGCAGCCUGUGUCCCAGCAGGUCAUCUGUCUGCGCACUAAAGUCCAGGAGGAGAGUGAAGAUAGCUUCUGGAGGAGAUACCCAGACCCUGGCAAACAUUUUCCCUCGAGCUUUUCCGCAGCCAGUGAGCCUGAGCCUGUGCUUGGAGCCCUCCCCCAGGAACAUCAGUUUUCAUUUAUGGAAAAACAUAGUCAAUGGCUGGGAUCUCAGAUUUCAGCAGCUUCUCCUGACACUGGCCAUGAUUCAGACAAAUCAGACCAAAGUUUACGUAAUGCCUCAGAAGACUGCUCAGGCCAAGACCAAGAAACUGUGCAACGGCCCCCGCCCCACAGAAACCGAGCAGCCCCCGAUCUGCCCACGAUCGACACGGGUUACGACUCCCAGCCACAGGACAUCCUGGGCAUCAGGCAACUGGAAAGGCCCCUGACCCUCACCUCCAUGUGCUUCCCUCAGGAUCUGCCCAGACCACUCCUGUCCAGGGAGUUCCAUCAGCUUGACCCUCAGAGGUUUCCAGCCCAGGUGCUGUCUCCCAACACUCCGCCCCACGCUCAGUGGAACUACCGUCACCAUUGUCCUGAGGGUCCCGAUCACCAGGUGCCAUAUGGCCAUGACUGCCCUCCAGCAGCCUACCAGCAAGUGAUCCAGCCAGGGCAGCCCCUACCUGGAGUCAGUGUGAGAGGCCUCCGACCUGUGCAGAAGGUCCUCCUGAAUUAUCCUAGCCCCUGGAACCCAGAAGAGAGGCCCACACAGAGAGACUACUGCCCAGGAGUCCCAAGGGACCAGCUGUGUAACCAGCCACCUAAUAGAGCUGGAACGCCUGAAGAGUCCUUCGAGUGUCCUGCAGAACUGAGACAACAGGGUCCCCAGGCUCUGUCUGCAGCUGCUAUUCCUAGACCCCCUAGUAACCCUCCAGCCAGAGGAACUCUGAAAACAAGCAAUUUGCCAGAAGAAUUGCGGAAAGUUUUUAUCACUUAUUCUAUGGACUCAGCCGUGGAGGUGGUGAAAUUCGUGAACUUUUUGUUGGUAAAUGGCUUCCAAACUGCAAUUGACAUCUUUGAGGGUAGAAUCCGAGGUAUUGAUAUCAUUAAGUGGAUGGAACGCUACCUUAGGGAUAAGACAGUGAUGAUAAUCGUAGCAAUCAGCCCCAAAUACAAACAGGAUGUGGAGGGCGCUGAGUCGCAGCUGGACGAGGAUGAGCACGGCUUACAUACUAAGUACAUCCAUCGGAUGAUGCAGAUUGAGUUCAUAAAACAAGGAAGCAUGAAUUUCAGAUUCAUCCCUGUGCUCUUCCCAAAUGCUAAAAAGGAGCACGUGCCCACCUGGCUUCAGAACACGCACGUCUACAGCUGGCCUAAGAAUAAGAAAAACAUCCUGCUGCGGCUGCUCAGGGAAGAAGAGUACGUGGCUCCUCCCCGCGGGCCUCUACCGACGCUUCAGGUGGUGCCCUUGUGACACCUCCACCCCCGGGUCGCUGGGGCCCAGCUGACAAGAGCUAACACACUGUUCUCACCAGCAUCCUUCUAGCUGAGGCUGGUGGACAGCACUUAUGGUGGUUUGUUCUCAGUCCUCCCCUGAGGGCCUCGGACCCAGAAACCCUUCUGCAGAGUACACUCCUGAGACCCCACAGCCGGGCUUGCUCUGCUCGCCCUGCCUCUGAAACCCACUGCAGGCUGGGCAUGUCUGUCUGGACCACUCAGUGCUUAGCAAAUAGAGGAUAUGCGUGAUGUUCAGUCAGUGUAAACCACCGCACACGCUGCCCUCGCUGAGUUCGCCUGCGUUGGUGUACUCGUGCCAGACGGAUUC